Exserohilum turcica Et28A is the source of this 2220-nucleotide messenger RNA. RefSeq lists its product as uncharacterized. The coding region runs from base 1 to 1893 and encodes 630 amino acids. Gene Ontology annotation, biological process: protein targeting to vacuole; negative regulation of gluconeogenesis; proteasome-mediated ubiquitin-dependent protein catabolic process. Gene Ontology annotation, cellular component: GID complex; extrinsic component of membrane. Lineage: Eukaryota; Fungi; Ascomycota; Dothideomycetes; Pleosporales; Pleosporaceae. The record is from RefSeq and is a predicted model, not a curated record. The transcript is spliced from 2 exons.
AUGCCACCCGCCAAUUCGCCUGACCCCGAACCCGCUACCACCACCAAUACCACUACCACUACCACUACUGCUACUACCACCACCACCACCACCGCCACCUUCAUCUCGGCCCUGCGCGAACUCGAGAGCCCCGUCAACGACGACGUCCUCAACCUGGCCGCGACACUGGGCCCCCCGACCGACGACGCCCACGAUACCGACGACAUUGACGACAUCGCCCGCGCCGCCGCCGCCCACUACGCCCACGCCGCCCACCACGCCCACGACCAGGAGCGCCUCGACGGCUCGCGCGAGCGCCUGAGGCUGCUCGAGAGGCAGCGCGACGAGCUGGAGCAGCGCGACCGGCUGCGGCGAGUGAUGAGCCGCCUCAGCCGGCUGAGCGACAACAACUACGGCGACCGGGUGCCCAGCCAGAACAGCCUGUACGACUGGUCGCCGGCCCACGACGCUCCCACUCCUCCGGGCGCCGCCGAGAGCUCGCUGAGGUCGACGGCCAUCCUCCAGUCGGCCGGCGUGCGCCGCCAUGCACGCUUCUCGGCUCGCUCAAGGGAAGCCGCGUCUGCCGACGCGCCCUCGCGCCAUGUGUCGCACCGCAGCCUGCGCGACAUGCUCGCUGCCCGCGCCAGCCUGCACAGCGACUCCAUGGACCGCCACCGCGACGCUGCCGCCCGCCACGCCUCGAUGCAGCGCCUCGCCGACGCCCGCGCCUCGCCCAUGCUCGAGCACACGCUCCGCUACCUGGCCCGCAUCCGCCACUCGACCAGCAGCGACGAGAGCCUCGAGUACGCCCGUGACGCCGGCUUCCUCGACAAGGACUACUUUUGCCUGCAGCACGCCGACUUCAUUGCAGACCCCUUGGCCAUCCCGCCCCCCGCUGAGACGUCAUGGCUCGUCCCCGGCGCCCUCCUCUCGGGCUGCCAGCAUGCCACCACCAUAGCCACGACCCGCCACACUGCGCUGCCCCCUCCCAUCCGCCCCUGGAUAUGGACCCCCAGCGACUCCUCGUCGACGGGCCGCUCCGCCCACCACCACACUCCCGAAGCCCUCCCCCACCAGGACCAAUGGCCCGUCAAGGUCACCAUACACCACGUCGACUGGGACGCCAUGUCGCUCUCUGCCACCAUGGAGGCGUAUAACGUACCCUCCCACCCCCACUCGCACACCAUCCUCCCCACCGCUACCACCACCACCACCACAACGCCGCCGCCCGCACGCACAUCGUCCAUCACCACAUACCUCGAAGGCGAAAUACUCGACUUCAACAACCACACCCUCCUGACCGAAUCCUUCAAAUCCACUGCCGCAAACGACGCAACAUACUGGCGCAAGCUGCCCCCCUUCCAGAAGAUGAGCGACGAAGACGUCAUCCGCUGCUUGACCAGCAAGAAGUGGCUCACCGAAGUCCUGAGCCAGGAAUGGAUAUUAAUGCGCUGGAAAGAACGCUGUUUUGUCAAGAGCCUGAACCGCAGCACCGCCGAUCCCGUGCAGCCCCCACCCUCGACCACGACACCCUCGUUCCCGGACGGCCCGACACCCAACAUCUGGUCAGCAACCAGCAACGCAUCCAGCUACCAAUCUCUAAGCACUGGCUACACCCAUGCCUCCCAGCUUCAGUCUUCGCCCUACCGCAUCGUCCGCAACGCGCAGACGGGCCGCGCCGAAGUCGAAAUCACCCCCCAACCCCUCUUCAACCCUGCGAACAACGACGCCGAACACGCCACCUUUGAUGAUUCAGGCUGCGGCCUGACCAUAAGUGGAUUCUACUACGUCGCCCUCGAUCGGAGAAGUGGCAGGCUGGAAGGGUUGUAUUAUGAUCCACAAAGUAGCCCGUAUCAGUGCUUGAAGCUAGAGAGCAUAAGGGGUGGGCUGAGAAGCGCAUGGGGCUUUAGAUGAGAGAGGAAGGUGAUUUUUCAUCACGCAUAUUACGCAUUGGCUCGGUGUUUUGGGAGUCGGUAACUUAGCGGCGUGUUAUGCAUUUCGCCGCCUGAGGGAUUGAUGGGUUUUCCUUGUUUCUCGGUUUGAUUCGAUUGGAUUCAACGUGUGGGGUUGGAGUGAAUUGGCGUGAAUUGGAUUGUAUGGGAAUAGGACAACCAAAGGCACACGGGGAAAGAGAGAAAGAAGUCAAAGGGGGGCAUAUUACACACUGGGAACACAUUUAACGGCCUAACUUCCCCUCUCUUUAUUUUUCUCUAUCCAAGCUCCAGCCCACGCAGAUAGACU